GCGUGGUGCUGCCCCUCCCGAUGACGUCACGGCGGGGUGGGGGUGGCUAGAGUGCGCCAGGUUCCAAGAUGGCGACGUCCACGGAGCUCAGCUUGGAGAUUCUACCUUCAGAUCCUUUGCUGUUGAUUUUGUCGUUUCUCGAUUUUAAAGAUUUAAUCAGCUGCAGUUAUGUCAGUCGAAGGCUACAGGAACUCUCGAAUCACAACCCGCUGUGGAAGAGGCAUUGUCAGAAAUACUGGCUGCUGUCUGAGUCAGAUAAAGCCCAGAGGAAUCAGAGCUGGAAGGACUUGUUCAGAGAGUUUUACUCUGAUUUAGGACGUUAUAUAGAGCACUAUGCAACCCUGAAACGAGCCUGGGAUGAUCUGAAGAGAUACCUGGACCAGGAAUGCCCCAGGAUGAUCGUCUCACUGAAAGAUGGUGUGAAAGAGGAUGAACUGAACGCUAUCGAAGCGCAGAUUGGCUGCAAACUCCCUCAUGAUUACCGCUGCUCGUUUCGAAUACACAACGGGCAGAAACUGGUCGUACCCGGGCUGAUGGGGAGCAUGGCCCUGUCCAAUCACUACCGCUCGGAGGACCUGCUGGACAUCGAGACGGCAGCAGGGGGGUUCCAGCAGAGGAAGGGGCUCCGGCAGUGCCUCCCCCUCACCUUCUGCUUCCACACCGGCCUGAGCCAGUACAUGGCGCUGGAGAGCGUGGAGGGACGCCACCGAUACGAGAUCUUCUACCACUGCCCGGACCAAAUGGCCCGUGACCCUUCUGCUAUUGACAUGUUUAUAACAGGGUCUUACUUCACUGAGUGGUUUACUUCGUACGUGCACAGUGUGGUAACCGGGGGCUAUCCAAUAAUCCGAGACCAGAUCUUCAGGUAUGUCCAUGACAAGGAGUGUGUGGCCACAACGGGGGAUAUCACAGUUUCAGUGUCUACCUCAUUCCUCCCUGAACUCAGCUCUGUGCACCCGCCUCACUUCUUCUUCACAUACAGAAUCAGAAUCGAGAUGUCGAAGGAUGCCUUGCCAGAGAAUGCAUGCCAGCUGGAUAGCAGAUACUGGAAAAUAACAAAUGCAAAUGGAAACGUGGAAGAGGUCCAGGGUCCAGGUGUUGUGGGCGAGUUUCCUGUGAUGCAGCCUGGGAAGGUGCAUGAGUAUGCCAGCUGCACCACCUUCUCUACCACCUCUGGGCACAUGGAAGGGCAUUACACCUUCCACCAGCUCAAGAACAAGGAGGUGGUGUUCAACAUCACCAUCCCUCGCUUCCACAUGGUCUGCCCUCCCUUCCGCAAGUCUGUGGUGCGGACGGGAUCAGCAAGUGACGUCUCCCACACCUCGUGGAACGACGAAGAGAACUCGACAGACACGGAUGAUUAUGAAGACGCAGAGCAGGGGGGGCUUGGUUUCCCUGCCCCCAGCGGUCACUGUCCACGGCGUAUCUGAUGCACUUUUAUACCACAGGACUUUGGGAGUGGGGGGUGGGAUCUUGAGACUACAGGGUGGCUGACAGAGUCUGUGAUGCAGCUUUAUACCUGCCUCUGUAACCUUUUCGUGUGUGUGUGAGUGUGUGUGUGUGUGUGUGUGUGAAAACUAGAUUCCUUCAAUACCUUUGGCCCAAUUUCCCACUAUGGGCAAAAUUCCCAUGUUAUUCGAUUAGUGUUGCCAUUAUUGUCACCAUUCACCAAGAUUGCAGAGUGUACAGUUUUGUUGUGGCUGGUAGGAAGAUACUGCAACAUUUAAUAGUUUAUUUAUACCUCCAGUUUGAAUGAUACAGGUAUGCCUGUGUUAUCACUGCUUUGUUCAAAAUGAAUAUAGCACAGCAUCUCUGUGAUCGCUAUGGAGUGUUCCCCCUUUAUAAGGCGUUCCUUUUAUACUGCGGUACUGGUUAUAAGGCAGCAUUGUCCUGUCUUCCAUUAGCAGUAGCACUCUUGUACUCAUUAUAAGGCGGAACACAGAUAGCACAAUCUUGUAACUGUGGCUCCCCAUGGUAGCGUUAUAAAGGGGAGCACUGUACUGCUUUUAAGACUUUACUGUGGAUUUAAAAGAAACAGUAAUUCUAAAAUUGCUCAUAAAGUUGUUUAACUUGAUCUAAGCUGUUGUGAAAGACGUGCAUUUCCUGGCACAGCCACAGUGGAAAUUAUAAAAUAUUUCUAUGUAAUUAGCGCUGUUUUUGAAAACGCUGUAGAUACUUGCUUCAAAUUAAAUGGGGAGGGGAAAUGAUGGAAGGAUUUGAGUCAAAUGCUCCGGCUCUUCUUUCAACCCUCAAAGCCCACAAGACUUUAGACAGAUCUUUUUUAAAUUGAAUUAAAAAUAAAAAUUCCUCAUAGAUAAUUAAUUAUAUACAAAAAGGUAUUGCAUUGAUUAACUUUUGCAUUCAACGCUGCUGGGAAAAUUCAAAUGACCAGGCGAAACACGCUUGAUGUAGGAAAGGAAGUCUAUGAAUUGAGCUGUUUAAUUUAGGGUUAAACGUAAACGUUUCCUUUCCAUACAGCGCUCUUGUAAUAUAGAUCGAAUAGUCCAGAAACAUUCCCCUUCGUGGAUGUACAUGAACAGUGGUGGUGUUCCUUUUAUCUGUACAAUCCAUCUGAGCAGACUUGAAAAUAUACAUAUUCUUUGGUAAUAGAGCCCACCAUCUUGGUUAGUGAUCUCUCUUUAGUAUUACUAUAGAAAGAAAACCUCCAGGUAAUCUCUAGUAUGGGAACUGGUGACCUUCUUAGAGGUAUGUGUGCUCAUAGCAACAUUCAGUAUGCAGUAAUAGAGAAUCUUUUUUUUUUUUUAAGUAGCAGUGUUGGAAAUACAUUUUUUCCAAUACAUGAUAUUUAAAAUAAAAAAACACUGCAGGGAAUUCCUUUUUCAUUUUAAAGCCUUUUUUUAUUACUCCUGUAAAUAUUUCAUUCGAAUGUUUCCUCCUGCCCCCACGUUUAUCAAAGUGAUAUUGGUGUCGCUUUGUAUAAAAACAACUAGCGCUAUCACUGUAAUGCAAUUAAUCUUUGAAUCGAGUGAUCAAGUGAUAUUCCCCAGUGUUGCCCAAUAAUAAAUAUCUACAAUUCCCCUUAAUGUUUAUUUAAUUUUUUUGCUAAGUGAUGCAUUUGUAUUUGAUUCAUGUUAUUGAAAUGAAUUGAUGUUUUCUAUGUAUUUCCCUGCAGAGUUUAAAUGGUGUGGUUGUGAAGUUUUCUUAGAAGGAAUACAGUGCCACACCUAAAGCUUUCACAUUAAGAGCUGUACAGCAGAGAGCAGUUGUUUCUUUAAAAUAUCUUACAAUAGGAACCAGGCGUAAACUAUUUUACCAGAAACACCUGCACACUACAAUCUUUAUUCUGGGUUUGUUAUUGUACGAUAAUUAAUCCUAAAAAGAGUAGUGGCUCAUAUUGUUAACCAGGCAGCAACAAUACAAUGCAUCUUGUUCCCCAGGUCUUGCACAGACUACUGACCGUGUGCGUUUGCUAUUGUACAGUGGGUUUGGAGGGAAUAAGGUGCUGUAUUUAAACAAAUCCAGAUGCACAUAGGUAUUGGAAAUGUUAUUCCAGACUCCAAGGGUUACUCCUGUGAUAGGACUAAUUAGUUUGAUCCAUUCCUGGUUUUACACCUGAGCUUGUAAUCUAUACACUGGAGCUAGUCAAGCUCGUAAUGGGUGAAACUGCUAUGCAAUAGGAGUCUUAUUUAGAUCCUUGUAGUUGAUUCUUGUGCAGUUUUUUGCAGACACACCAGGUCGUCCCUCUUUACUGUCUGUUUGCGUGUUGCUGAAACACUGGUGGAGCUUUCAGUGUUUGCAAAAUAAUAGCUGUGCUGGGAAUCAAAUCCCAAUUUCCCCUUAAAGAAUCCAGCUACUGUGUUUAAGAUUUGAGUCAGGAUUAUUAGAACGGUAGAGCAGUGUUCUGGGCGUGUCUGUGAUCCACCAUUAUACAAUCACUGUAAGGUUCUUAAGAGGCAGGAAUCCACAGCUCGGCACGUCUUGAUUGCUGGAUUUAUUGAUGGACUGGCGUCAUCAGGUUUUUUCCAGUAUCCAGCAAUUUCAGUUUGUAAAUAGAAAGUGCCAUACUGGCAUUAAUACCCUUUUCUUUAAAAAAAAAAAAAAUAUUAUAAGAUUUGGAUUUUAUUAUAAAAUAUUAUCUGUGCUUCGAGAGCCGUCUCACAAAACUGAAAAAUGAACUUUUGAUGAACUCGCACUGGGGAAAACUUCCAGUAAUUAUUAUUUAUAUCUGGAAAGAUAAAUUGCUUUUUUCAAAAUAAUAUUUUCACUUGUUGUAGCAUGACUGCUGUCAGUUACUCUUGUGAUCUCUGUAGCCUAAUGGAAGGGGAUACUCUGAUUUUUGAAUUGUUUUUAUAAAGCCUUUUCGUUUUCCUUUAUGUACAUUUGUGCAAUGGUGUUAGAGUGAAGUUUGAUUUAGGCAUUUUGUUCAUUAUCACUGUUUUAUAAAGUGUUCCUGUUUUGUUUUUCUAUGUUGGGGUGGGAAAUAAAUCCUCUUGACGUUUCAA
This is a messenger RNA of Acipenser ruthenus (sterlet), 4463 nucleotides long. Its product is annotated as F-box only protein 3-like. NCBI's taxonomy places the organism in Eukaryota, Metazoa, Chordata, Actinopteri, Acipenseriformes, Acipenseridae. The coding region runs from base 69 to 1430 and encodes 453 amino acids. The transcript is spliced from 11 exons. Gene Ontology annotation, molecular function: protein binding. The record is from RefSeq and is a predicted model, not a curated record.